AAAUACAGUUGACCUAACUUUAGGUAUCAUUAGCUAACGGUAACUUCCUCUCCGUCAAAAUAGGUUGCAGCACUUAACACGUGUUGCCAGCCUGUAAUACAACGCAAAAAAAAAACGAUUAAAUUUAUAAUUCGCAGAUGGCCGCGAGUGGAGAAAGUUUAUUUUUAUAAUAAUAGCGAAGCCACAUGCGCAAACGCAAACACCACAUGUCAAUGGUCUUAAGAUUACUGAACUUUUAUAGGUAAAUGAACCCGAUAUGGCUGAAUUCAUCACACCUUACGAAGACGACGGCCUGCUUCAAGAGGCUGAUAGCGUCACAGACCUACACGCUUAUUACAUGUCGCAAUUUAAUUUAGAAAUAGAAAAUAAUAAGAGAAAGAGCGAUAACUUCAAACAUGGAAAUGAAGAGAGCUUCGAUUUUGAAGUCCUCGAUUGGAACAAUGGAACCACUCCCAACACUGACUUUGAAAUAAUAGAUGAAGUAAUUGAUAAGAAUAUCAAGGAACAUAAUAUAAAAGAGGUGCUCUUAGAUCUAGACAGCAUCGAGUUUGAUGACAAUAGUUUUAAAAGCGAAUCUUAUAGCGAAACAAGAGCUGAAACUAACUUUUAUGAAGGAAAUAAUGACUACAUAGAUGACGAAUCGUUAAUUGAUGAGCUUUGUCGAGAAGAUGGUGAAAAUUCAAACUCCGGUUUCAAAGAAGAAUAUCUUGCUACUCCAACAGAACCUAACCAAUUACCUUCUAUAGAAACUGCUUUUGCAAAACGUUAUUGCAAUUAUAACGUAGAAGAAGUACCACAAAAACAGUACUAUAGCCAAACAAAUGAAACCAUUGUAAAUAACAAUAAUAAUACUAACGUGGUUAACAGUUUAGAACAAUACAGUUAUCCAAACAACAUCUUGUAUAAUUUAGAUAGCGAUAAAACCUAUAUUUUACCAGAUACACCGACAAGUUGUACUGAAUUUAAUUUUGAAAGACAUGAAAGAAAAGUUUCAGUGUCAGAAUCUAUCGAGAGCGACGUGCAGAGUUCAACUUACUACGAUGAAAACUCUGAAUUAUUAGAUGAAGAUGAACUUUUCGUUAACUUGGAUGAUUUUGGAUUGAAUUUUGAAAGGGAGAAUGAAGAAGUUAAUGUUGAGAAUAAGUACAAUUACUCAACUGAAAGAAGAACAGCAAAGGACAAAUCACAAGGAGAACGAGUGUGCUUAUGGGAACAUUGCUACGAGAGGUAUCCGAAUCAGAAUACUCUGGUGGAACACAUUGAAAGAGCACAUGUUAAUACAUAUAAAGGUGACGAAUUUAGCUGCCUGUGGCGCGAGUGCGCGCGCGCACGGCGCCCAUUCAACGCGCGCUACAAGCUGCUCAUACACAUGCGGGUUCAUUCCGGACAUAAGCCUAAUCGCUGUCAUCACCCAGGUUGCGGCAAAGCAUUCUCCCGCCUGGAGAACCUCAAGAUCCACGUGAGAUCGCACACGGGUGAGCGGCCGUACGCCUGCCCCGCGCCGCAUUGUCGGAAGGCGUUCUCCAACUCCUCGGAUCGGGCUAAGCAUCAGAGGACGCAUUUUAAUGCUAGACCGUACGCCUGCGGAGCAGCCGGCUGCGGCAAGCGCUACACCGACCCUUCCUCCCUCCGAAAACACGUCAAGUCCCACCCCCACGUCACCAGCGUGCCCAGGACUUGUCUACCACCGCGACCUCGUCGGAUAGAGCAGGAACAGAUGGUGCCGAGCUCGCCCGCAAAACUGACGACGCUUAGGUGUAUCAGGGAUAAGUUGACUGUGCCAAGGUUACAGAGAUUAUAGAUUCAGGACUGUAACUGCCUGUA
Cydia strobilella is the source of this 1824-nucleotide messenger RNA. Its product is annotated as zinc finger protein 572-like. The record is from RefSeq and is a predicted model, not a curated record. Gene Ontology annotation, cellular component: nucleus. The coding region runs from base 257 to 1801 and encodes 514 amino acids. The transcript is spliced from 5 exons. Gene Ontology annotation, biological process: regulation of transcription by RNA polymerase II. NCBI's taxonomy places the organism in Eukaryota, Metazoa, Arthropoda, Insecta, Lepidoptera, Tortricidae. Gene Ontology annotation, molecular function: RNA polymerase II cis-regulatory region sequence-specific DNA binding; DNA-binding transcription factor activity, RNA polymerase II-specific.